Juglans microcarpa x Juglans regia is the source of this 1665-nucleotide messenger RNA. Its product is annotated as probable amidase At4g34880. Bases 1 to 1581 code for a protein of 526 amino acids. The record is from RefSeq and is a predicted model, not a curated record. NCBI's taxonomy places the organism in Eukaryota, Viridiplantae, Streptophyta, Magnoliopsida, Fagales, Juglandaceae. The transcript has 7 exons.
AUGGCUACCAAAAGGAACUCACCUCUGGGCUUUUCUCUCUUCUCGUCAGCGCUAGUACUGCUUCUGAUUCUGUUGGUCAUAGUAUCAUCUGGGUCACCCAUCGUAAGUGCAGGCUAUGGUUUCUCUAUCAGAAAAGCAAACAUUCGUGACCUCCAACUCGCUUUCAAGCAUAACCAUCUCGCCUCCAAGCGACUGGUUGAGUUCUACCUCCGAGAAAUCCAGAGCAUCAACCCGGUCCUCAAAGGGGUCAUAGAGGUGAACCCAGAUGCUGUGUACCAAGCCGAUAAGGCUGACCGCGAGCGCAAGGCGAGAGCACCUUGCUCAUUCUCUGGGUUGCAUAGUAUUCCCGUUUUGCUCAAGGAUAACAUCGGAACGAAGGACAAACUGAAUACCACGGCUGGUUCGUUGGCGCUGCUUGGCUCGGUUGUGCCUCGGGAUGCAGGCUUGGUAGCCAAGUUGAGAAAAUCCCAGGCCAUCGUUCUGGGGAAGGCUAGCUUGAGCGAGUGGGCUAAUUUUAGGUCGCUCAAUGCACCCAACGGUCGGAGUGCUAGAGGUGACCGGGGCAAGAAUCCUUAUGUGUUAUCGGCAGAUCCUUGUGGAUCAAGUAGUGGUUCAGCAAUAUCAGUGGCUGCGAAUCUGGUAGCAGUGGCGCUUGGGACCGAGACGGACGGCUCAAUCCCUUUACUGCUUUUCAGUUUAAACUCAGUAGUAGGCAUCAAGCCAACCGUUGGCCUCACCAAUCGAGCAGGAGUCAUCCCGAUCUCUCCUAGACAGGACACUAUUGGGCCCAUCGGCAGGACAGUAUCGGAUGCUGUCUAUGUUCUUGAUGCCAUUGCAGGUUUCGACUACUAUGAUGCAGCAACGAGGGACGCAUCAAAGUACAUUCCACGAGGUGGCUAUAACCAAUUUCUGAAAGCUUGUGGGCUCAAAGGGAAGAGAUUGGGAAUAGUGAGAAAUCCCUUCUUCAUUUCCGGUAGUGGCUCUGGGCAGGUUAAGGCUUUCGAGAAUCGUUUCCAAACUUUAAGGCAACGAGGUGCAGUGUUGAUAGACCACCUGGAAAUAGCCAACAUUGAUGUUAUAUUGAAUGCCGCAUUGAGUGGGGAAGCAACAGCGUUGCUGGCUGAAUUCAAACUCUCCCUGAAUGCAUAUCUCAAAGAUUUGGUAGUUUCCUCAGUGAGAACCUUGGCCGAUGUGAUUUUCUUUAACGAGAAGUUCUCGGAUUUGGAAAUGAUCAAGGAAUUUGGCCAAGACAUCUUUCUGGCAGCCCAAAUCACAAAUGGAAUUGGCAAUAAAGAGAAGGAGGAAUUGCUUAACAUGACAAAACUUUCCAGAGAUGGAUUUGAGAAGGUGAUGAGAGACAACAGGUUAGAUGCAUUGGUGACUCCUGGUGCCGACGCUGCUCCCAUUCUUGCAAUUGGGGGAUUUCCGGCCAUCAAUGUCCCAGCAGGAUAUGAUAGUGAAGGGGUGCCUUUUGGCAUAUCGUUUGGAGGACUAACAGGGUCAGAGCCAAAGCUGAUUGAGAUUGCAUACGGCUUUGAGCAAGCGGCUAAGAUCAGGAAGCCACCUUCAUUUAAACCUUGAAAGCUUUCCAACAAUCUCUAUUCAAAGUUGAAGAACUUGUAUCAAUACCUCUUAUCUACAAAUUUAUAUAUCAAUUGCAAGGAA